CAACCACUCCCUUCUCGUCCUCUUUCUCUCCAAUGCUAGUUUGCGCCCAAGGGAAUCGUUUAUCACAACAAUACGCUGACUCCGCGUAUGAGCGCGGACGUCUCAUGUAGACAAGUUCCUUCGGCACCUGGAGUCUGCCCUGCAGAAGAAGUCAUCAUCCCUUGGGCAGAUUGGUUCCCUGCGUUCCUGCUCUGGCCAGCGGUGGUGCAGGCCGCGCUUGUCGCGGUUUUCUGGGCGUUGUCCAAGAAUUUUCGUUGGGCUGUGAGACGGUGCAGGCCGUUUCGACGCUUUCUAAAGACGUGGGUAGGCACGCCCGAUUACGCAGCCAAGCGCUACCGAUGGUUGAUUGGCGCGCUUGUCAUCGAGAUGAUGGCUUCGUCGAUGUCUGUGUCGGUAUGGUUUUCCACUGUCUACAAAAGGCAGACGUCUGUGGAGGAGCGAAAUCUCUUGGUCGUCGCCUCACUCGUUAGUUUGGUGAAUUGGGUCACGGGUAGUCUCCAAAACGAGUGCUCUGUGGAGAGCCUGUUGCGCGCAGGCAACAUUGUCAACACUUUCACAAUUGUUCCAAUGUUAUCCGGCUAUUUCAAGCAAGAUGCCGGUGGGCAUGAAUGGGCAUCGUUGCAGUUCUUGCGCGCGUACAACGUGGUGCAUGCAUUCCGGCGGAUUCAAAGAUUGUCGUUGGAAUUGCAGCAAAAGAAGAUGUUCUUCAUGGUCACGGUGGUUGUUCUGAGAGUCGUCGCUUUGGUUGUGAUUUUGGCAGGGGUUAUAUUCACAGUGGAGAUAUUAGGAGAUCCGCCUGGCUUGAGAGAUGCCUUCGUCGCUUCGCAGGGCGGCGACAGCAUAUCUGCGUUUCAAAUGUUUUACUGGACGGUCGUGACGUUGACGACGGUUGGCUUCGGCGAUUUCGCGCCGCGAACCACAUUAUCUCGUUUCCUCACUGUGUUUUUUAUUAUCACUGGCGUCGUUUAUAUCGCAGUCGCCCAGUUUAAAUUCCAAGAGGCGUUGCUGGAAAUUGUCGAGGGGUCUGGUCUCUACCACGGUAAGCAUGGCCAGAAACACGUUGUCGUGAUACUCUGUUCGAAAAAGCGAGCCAUGUCAUUCAGGUCAUUGGUUGCUGGUUUCUUGCGCGAGAUCCUACACAGCAACUCGCAAGCAGAAUGGCCCAAUGUGGUGAUCUUCUCUCGUCACCCAUGGGACGACGACACAGGCAAGGCGAAACGAAAAGGACAGAAAGGGCAGGUGGCUACGUUCGCAGAGUUCCUCGUGGAGGAAGGCUUUGCAAUCGCGAUGCGCGAGCGCGUGACCUUCAUCGUUGGCAGCACCAGCUCCCAGGAGGAUCUGGACCGCGCAGGGGUCGGCCUCAGCGAGAUGACGUUCCUCCUGUCCGACGUGAACAGCACCAGUCCGAGCCAGGACGACGAGGACAGCAUCUACUCUGCUGUCACCAUCAAAGAUUUUUACCCAUCGGUGCGUCUGCGCAUGAUGCUGUUGAAGCCGCAGUCGAAGGAGCUCGCGGUGCAGUCGGGUAUCGAGAUCGUGAGGUGCUUCUCGCUUCGAGAGUUGAAGGCGGGGAUGUUGGCCCAGAACGUUCGGUGUCACGGGAUCGUACCCGUACUCACGUCCAUGUUGAAGUCGGUGGACGAUGACAAAGUUCCGUCGAGGCACAAGAAGGCGAACGCAGAGGGGCGCCGCACGACCUGUGUGCCCCCCCACGCGCCGCUGGAGCACAAUCACUCGGACAUGCAAGAUGCCUCUUCGCAUCGUGCUUUUACCCCCUUCUCGGAUAGACCUUCUGCGCAAACGGGGGACGGGGACGAGCCAGAGUGGUUGAAGGAGUACAAGAGCGGAGUCCAGCGGAGCCUCUACGGCUUCGAGCUCGAUAAGGAGUACGCGGGUUGUUCUUUCGCGGAGCUCGCGAGCCGUAUAUUCCAGGACACGGGGGCUGUGGUCAUAGCUUGCUUCAUCAACAGCAAGUUGGUCGUCUGCAAACAGGAUGGCGACAUCGUCCAGCCUGGCACCAUCAUGUUUGCUGUUGCUUCGAGCCCGAAGGCGCUGGACCCGUGCCGAAAGGCAGGGGCGACCCGCGACCAUUGGCGGCAGAGCUUGUUCAGCACGAGGGAGGCCAACUUGAGGAGUCUCUACAAGGAGGGGCCCCGCGUCGCUGCCGCGCAGUUCAUGGGUCAUGACCUCAGGGGCCCCGUCUUGAUGCCUGAGGCCAUGCUGGAUCUCGACGAUGAUCGUGUCGUCAAACGACAGAGCUUGGAGAGCAGUGCCGGCACCAUCGAUUGUGGCAGCGAGGAAGGCAGCGACGAGGGGGACUCGCCGCUCUCGCCGCCCUCGCCGCCCUCGCCGACGCGGCUCCGGCGGCGCGCCAGCCUGCAGAGCAUGCCCGAGGAGCCGCAGGACCGGCGGACCCCCAUGCGGAGCUCGGCCCACCAGCGCCAGGCCGCGGCGCCCUUGGCCUCGCUCCCGGCCACCACGCCACCGUCCGCGCCCGCCUCGCCGUGGCGCGCCAGGGACCGCAGGGUGACCGAGGCCGGCGCCUUCCUGCACGGCGAGCCCAGGCCCAGCCCGCCCCACAACCGCCAGCCCUCCGCGGCCCUGGCAACGGAGGCCGACUCCCCCAGCGAGCGCGCGGCGAGGGCCACCGAGGAGGUGGACCACCGCGAGACGGCCGCGUGCUGCUUCGAGCCGGCUCGCAGGGGAGGUGCGGCGGCGCCCGCCGCGCUCCGCGCCGGCGGCCCCGGCCCCCAAGACUCGGGCCGCCGGGGCCGUGUUCCAGCCGAGGCCGCCUACAGGUUUUCCUCGGAGACCUCCGAGGUUGGACAGCCCGUGCUAGGCCUGGCGAGCGAUCGUUCCGACGAGGUGCUCGCGCACGGCCAGCGCCAGGUUCUAACGUCCGUCGAGGGUUCCAACGAGCGCGGCGAGUUGCUUCAUGUUGCCCAGGGCCAGCGCGGCAUGCGCGGGUCGGUGCAGUCGAUGAUCUCGGCAGGUGGAGCGGACCUCUAUCCGCAGAGUCGGCCUCGUCCAUCUACCCUCGUGAUCGACGAGCAGGAGGGGGGUGUCUCCAGACGAUUUUCGAUGGAGGGCGGAAUGAGGCAGUCUGCCAGGCACUCCGUGUCGUCUGCCAGGCACUCGGUGAUGUCUCUCGGCUACGACGCCCACGCGCGGGACCCGGCCAGCGACGUGAGGCAGAGGGUCCUGGAGAUGCGGCGGGCCGUGCGGGAGGCGGGCGAGGCCCCCGACCUCGUGGUGGUGGUCGUGUGCCACGGAGAGGCGUGGCAGCAGGUCCACACCUUCGUGAGCGCACUGCGGGCCACGUACCAGCCCGUCCACAGCCCCAUCAUCAUCCUCACGCCGAUGCCGCCGCCGCCCCUGCUCUUCGAGGAUGCGGCCUCCCUGGACCUCGCGAUCCUCGAGGGCAGCUGCACGAAGGUACAGGCACUCCUCGAGGCCGGGAUCCUCGAGGCCAGCGCCGUGGUGGUCAUGACCGGGGCUACGGAGGAGUGGCACGUCGGGGAGAAUUUGUACAGGGAUUCGAAGGUGGUGCUCUGCGCACAAGUCCUUGAGUGUUGGUGCGGCGUCUCGGAGCGCGAGGUCUUCACGACCUACGAGCUGCAAGACAGCACAUCUGUGCGGGUCUUGCCGAAGCUCAUGCCGAAGGUGGCGGUCGACUUCGACAGGCUCGUCCUGCCUUCGAGCACCUUUUCGGAUGGUCACCUCUCACCCAUGAAAGGCUCGACGGACAGCGUUCUUGCCAUGCAGGCCAUGGCCGAGCAGGAAAUGGUCGCAUACUCUGAGAGGCCACCCGAGGUCGACCAUGAAGACUCCAGUUUCCAGGACUACGGCACCUCGGCGAUCUUCCACCCAAGAUUCGCGGCCGGGCAGAUAUUCACUCCGGAGCUCUGGGGCGCCAUGCUGGGGAGGAUCUACUACAUGCCUGCGAUCAUCGAGCUCAUCGAGGCGCUCGCGCUCCCCCACGUGCGCGGCCAGGUGGCCUUCCCGUGGCAGAUCCGGGUGCCCCCCUCUUACGUCGAUAAGGAGUACUCGACGCUGUUCCUGGACCUGGCCAUGGGAUACCGGCCGGGAGCGAAGGACAUCGAUCCCCCGCCUCAGCGUGAGAGCGUCGAGAGCCUGCUCGACAGCUCGGCAGUGGGCGACGUCUACCGCAAAAGGAGGACCACCCUGAUGAACGGCGUGAGGCUGAGCAACAAGCCCCGCCCGGCGGUGUGCGUGGCGUUGUACCGCAGGCGCGACGUGGACGCCAGCUGGGACGUGGCCCCCAAGAACCGCGUCAUCCGAGACUCCUUCGAGCCGAGCGCCGCGGUAGCGCAGGCCGAUGCGUAACAGAGAGCACCGCAGACGUGCAGGCAAGACGCUGAGAUUAGGACCACCCUGGGCUCAGGAGGAGCUC
Prorocentrum cordatum is the source of this 4414-nucleotide messenger RNA. NCBI's taxonomy places the organism in Eukaryota, Dinophyceae, Prorocentrales, Prorocentraceae. The record is from the annotation of a GenBank genome assembly.